This is a messenger RNA of Schistocerca piceifrons (Central American locust), 1607 nucleotides long. RefSeq names its product protein AAR2 homolog. The record is from RefSeq and is a predicted model, not a curated record. Gene Ontology annotation, biological process: spliceosomal tri-snRNP complex assembly. NCBI's taxonomy places the organism in Eukaryota, Metazoa, Arthropoda, Insecta, Orthoptera, Acrididae. The transcript is spliced from 7 exons. The coding region runs from base 281 to 1426 and encodes 381 amino acids.
UGGACGUAUACCUCCAUGGAAACUGACGAUGCUCAACUUUCAUGUGCUUUCAGCUCUAUUGAAUUCAGCUACAAAGAUACAGCACAGUGCGGCAUUGGGGGAAAUCUAUAAUCUCUGGAGUGUUUAUAAUCAGUGCUGGGAAGCGGAAAGUAUUGUUUACUUAAUGUUUUGAAGUCGCAAGAAGAAGACAGUAGUACAGAAUUACAUUAUAAUAUGAAACUGGUUAGAGCAAUUGGGGAUAGGGCCUUAUGAAACCAUACAUGUGUAUAAUUUGAGCAAAAUGGCAGAUCAACCAUUAGAUAUCGACCAGGAUCUAGCAAAACGGCUGCUAGUGGAAGGAGCAAUUAUUAUAAUUCGUGAUCUUCCUCCAGGGACCGAAUUCGGUAUCGAUUUAAAAUCAUGGAAUACUGGAAAUAAAUUUUUGGGUGUGAAGAUGAUUCCUCCUGGAGUACAUUACGUUCAUUACAGUGCAACUGACCAGCUGGGUGACACGGCACCGCGUUCUGGCUUUAUGUACGACUUCAAGACGUCUGAAGUUGUUGUCAGGAGGUGGGACAAGGAUGCAGAGGACCUGGACAUUAAAGAUGUCGGAGAUGAAGAAAAAGCGAGAGUGAGAUCAAAUCUAUUGAACCUGGACAGGUUUCUAGGGCCGUACCCUUUUGAAAUAUGGAAGAAGUGGCAGUCAAUGACGAAUAAAAUAUCUGCACGGCUGGCAGAGAGGCUGAUGCCCGAGUGCGGGCAAGUGCGGUCCGCCCCAGAGAUGGCGCCCAUGCCGUCCGACGGAGACGGAGACGGAGACGGAGCGGAGGAGGGUCGGCGGGGAAGGCGGAGCGGCGCGACGGCAGAGGAGCGGGAGGAGCGGCUGCUGCCCGCGCUGCGGCCGCUGCCCGGCACCGCGCCGCGCCUCACCCCGCUCCCGCUGCAGGGCUGGCCGCGGGGCGCCACGCCCGCCGAGGUGACGAGACACUCUCUAGACUCGAGCUUCAAAUUGGAUACGUUACUACAGCAGAUGGACAGCCCGGACGAGCUGCUGGGCGAGCUACAAUUCUGCUUCGUGCUCUUCCUCGUCGGGCACUCGCUGGACGCCUUCGAGCACUGGAAGCGGCUGGUUCGGCUGCUGUGCGGCUGUGUGGACGCGCUCGGCUCGAAGCCGCAGUUCUUCGUCGAUUUCAUAUCUGUCGUGGAGACGCAGGUGACGGAGAUCCCCGAGGAGUUCCUGGCAGACAUCGUAGCCAACAAGAACUUCGUGUACGUGUCACUACGAGAGCUCUUCCGCAACCUGCAGGACACCUGCUGCGAGGCGGACUCGCGGCUUAAGGCGCGCGGCGAGCGCUUGGCGCGCGCUCUCACCGGCCGCCUCGGCUGGGACUUCUCGGAGCUCGAGUUGGAGGAGGAUGACGAGGCGCCGGUGGUGGUGGAGCUGUGAGCGGUGAACUGCGACAGGUGCUCCGGUGGCGAUAGCCCUCUGCUAGCUCGGCAGUGGCAACCGACUUUUCCAAUUCUACAUUAGCUGUCACCAUUGAAUCACUUCAUUUCUCGUGUGUAAGAUGAUAAGUAUCACUUGUAAAAAAAAAAAACCUUGUAUAAACCUUUCUCUAAUCAAAUAA